Molecule: messenger RNA, 798 nt
Organism: Carlito syrichta (Philippine tarsier)
Lineage: Eukaryota; Metazoa; Chordata; Mammalia; Primates; Tarsiidae
Gene: TNNC2
Product: troponin C2, fast skeletal type
Exons: 7
Coding region: 205-798 (197 amino acids)
Cellular component (GO): myosin II complex
Molecular function (GO): calcium ion binding
Source: RefSeq, a predicted model, not a curated record
AAAUUAGGUAAUGGGCUAGGACUCUGGGAGGGGUGGGGCUCGCUGACCCCAGAAUCUGAUUGGACAGGGUAUCCAGUACUGGGGAGUGGGGAGGUGGGAGAAGAGGGUGCCCCUACAAAUCUCAGGGGUUGUAGCGGGCCAGGACAUCUUUGGGUGGUGGAGUGCAAAGGACCCGCAGCAGAGGAGUACCAGUGACCAGCAACCAUGACCGACCAGCAGGCUGAGGCCCGGUCCUACCUCAGCGAGGAGAUGAUCGCUGAGUUCAAGGCCGCCUUUGACAUGUUUGAUGCUGAUGGCGGUGGGGACAUCAGCGUCAAGGAGUUGGGUACGGUGAUGAGGAUGCUGGGCCAGACACCCACCAAAGAGGAGCUGGACGCCAUCAUCGAGGAGGUGGAUGAGGAUGGCAGCGGCACCAUCGACUUCGAGGAAUUCUUGGUCAUGAUGGUGCGCCAGAUGAAAGAGGACGCCAAAGGGAAGAGCGAGGAGGAGCUGGCCGAGUGCUUCCGCAUCUUCGACAGGAACGCAGACGGCUACAUCGAUGCUGAGGAGCUGGCUGAGAUUUUCAGGGCCUCUGGGGAGCACGUGACGGAAGAGGAGAUCGAAUCGCUGAUGAAAGACGGCGACAAGAACAACGACGGUCGCAUAGACUUCGAUGCUGGCGCUGGGCGUGGGCGGGGGUUGCGCCUGGUGGUGGAGGUGGAGGUGCAGGGCUUCGUCGAGCUGAGUCGGGGUGAGCCUGCGGCCGCGCAGGGAGCUCGGGACAGCGGGCAGGGCCUGCACAACCAGCUGCUGGCAUAG